AUGCAGUCCGUCCAGCGACAAUUCGGCAAGUUCAUGAAACGGUCGGCCGACGACAGCCAGGUGGCCAUUCUGCUGAAGGAAUUCGACCAGGUGGACAAAUUGCUGGAUAAGAUUGUCGACUCGACCAAAGCAUGGCGCGAUGGCUGGUCCUCGCUCCUGACCCAUCAGGACCGAAUGCUCGUCGAGUUCGAGGCUCUCUAUGGCCCCAUCAUCGGUUCCGCUGAGCCUACCUCCCAUACCCCGGUCCCAACCCCAGAGGCCACGCUGGCGAGGACAACAAAGCUGAAAUCAGAAUAUGAGGAUUUGUCGAAGGAUAUUCUACGCGAUCUGGCCGCCAUUGACCAGCGGAUGAUCGGCCCCGCCUCACAAGCUAAAGAGUGUUUGGUUCCGUUCAAGAGAGCUAUAAAAAAGAGAGACGAUCGCAAGUUGGACUACGAACGCCACCAUGGCCGCGUCGAGAACUACUCAAGAAGAGCCAAGCGAUCAGAGCGCGAGAAUGCAUCCUUAGUCAAGGCAGAGGAGGAUUUAGCCCGAGCGACAGAGGAUUACCAAGCCGCAGACGAACAUCUGCGCCAACACCUCCCCCCAUUAAUAACCGCCGUAUUCUCCCUGCUACCCCGCUUAUUGUCGGCGCAGAUCGAGAUCCAAAACAACAUACUCGCAAAUUACUAUACCGUAAUAUACGGCUACUGCGAGCAGCAGCAGUACCCUUCCAACCCGCCCCAACCACUGGACCAGACCGUCGCGCAAUGGGAACAAGCCUGCCACCCUGUACAACAGCAGGUCGAAACCUUCGCCUGUCUCGCCAAUGGAAAGGCCGCCCGCUCGAAUUCCCAACCCUCAAAUGACCGCCGUCCCAGCAAUCCGCUCAACGCUCUCAACCGCUUUCGCAGCACCCACAGUAUUCCUACCCAGCAGGCUCAAUCGGAUCAUGACGGCAUUCCCAAGCCGUCCCUGGGCGCUCGAUCGAAAUCGACACCCUACGCGCCGUCCACUCAUAGCGCGCCCUCGCUGUGCAAAGAUACAUCCCCGCCUCCAUAUCUGAGCGACGCGCACGCCUCAUCAUACUCGAGUGCUCCCUCACCACCAAUCCCCCUAGCAAGCAAACCCUCACUGUCAGCACUAGCCGGCAAGAAGAAGCCCCCGCCUCCACCACCCAAGCCGCGGAGCGCCUCCUCAGGCAUGUCUUUCGUGACCGCCCUCUACGAUUUCGGCGGCCAGGGAGCAGGGGACCUGGUCUUCAGGGAGGGUGACCGGAUCCGUGUGCUGAAGAGGACGGAUAGUACGGAUGAUUGGUGGGAGGGCGAGCUUCAUGGUGUCAAGGGGAGUUUUCCAGCGAACUAUGUGGAGUGA
Messenger RNA from Aspergillus mulundensis, 1353 nucleotides. RefSeq names its product BAR and SH3 domain-containing protein. Gene Ontology annotation, biological process: actin cortical patch localization; endocytosis; plasma membrane tubulation. NCBI's taxonomy places the organism in Eukaryota, Fungi, Ascomycota, Eurotiomycetes, Eurotiales, Aspergillaceae. The record is from RefSeq and is a predicted model, not a curated record. Gene Ontology annotation, molecular function: protein binding; lipid binding. The coding region runs from base 1 to 1353 and encodes 450 amino acids. The transcript is spliced from 4 exons. Gene Ontology annotation, cellular component: Rvs161p-Rvs167p complex; medial cortex; mating projection tip.